UUUUGAAGUUGGUCACGUCAUGUGGGCUCCGUUUAUUCUUAUAUUAUUUUUCAACGGCGGCUUUUCGACCCAAAUUACGCGUUUUACAAACCUAAAGUGUAAAGUGUUGGAUCCAUCCUAUUGCGUAUAUGAUAAGUGUCACCUUACAAUACUUGGUCGAGGAAUUGUGGGAAUAAACGUGGAUGCAAAACUGUUAAAAGGACCCUUUAAUAAUGCGAAGGUAAACCUCAGUCUUUGGCGUAAAUUCAAUGGUUUUCGUCCAUUUAUGUUCAAUGUGACCUUUGAUUUUUGCAAAUUUAUGCUAAAAUCGAAUGCCGCCUUGUCAUUUCAAAAAAUAUUUUUGGAUGCUCUCUCUACGCAAUCAAAUCUAAAUCACUCUUGUCCAUAUGAGAAGGAAAUUGUGGUGCGUGAUUUGGUAAUCCAGAACGAUUUUUUGAAGUUCUUGCCAUUACCAUCUGGGGAGUAUCAAAUUCAAAUAAUUGCAGCUACGGAUAAUGAAUGGAAAACUAAAGUUGAUGUAACGGGCUUAUUAGAGGAAUGA
This is a messenger RNA of Drosophila sulfurigaster albostrigata, 541 nucleotides long. RefSeq lists its product as uncharacterized. Lineage: Eukaryota; Metazoa; Arthropoda; Insecta; Diptera; Drosophilidae. The record is from RefSeq and is a predicted model, not a curated record. The transcript has 3 exons. Bases 20 to 541 code for a protein of 173 amino acids.